AUGAUGGAAGGUCUUCCCAUAGAUACCUCCCACCCCGCGGUCAGGGACUACCUUGCACUCGUUCGCUUGCAGGUACUCACGCCGCUUUCUCUGCUCAUCAACAUUGCGACUGUCAUGGUGUGCAGUUUGGUCGUUAGUCCUAGCCUCGGCAGUAUAUCGAAUCUUUACCCGGCUUCCAUUUCUCCAAACCCAUCCAUGAUUGCUAUCUAUAUCACUGCAAUAUACAUUGGCCAGAUUGGAUACUGUGUCCUGCUCGUAUUGGCUCGAAAGCCGGAGACUAAGAAGGCUCUCGUAAAGGGCGUAGGUCUCCCGCUUGUCCUGGCAAAUUGGGUCAUGGCGGGUUGGGCCAUCGCAUGGGUCCUGCAAGCUUUCCUGGUGUCUACGGUUCUGCAGGGCAUUCUGCUUGUGCUCCUCCUGUAUGCCAAUGCGGUGCUGCUCGUUUAUCAUCCACCGACAACUUCACGACCCUUCGACAUGGCGCUAAUCCAUGCGCCCAUGCGCGCCUUCCUCCUCUGGCCGCUCGGCGUGAUGUUCCCCUACAGCCUUUUCAUAACGCUCGGCUUCACCUGGACCCCGGGCGAGCCGCAGCACUACGCUCGCCACCAAUGGGCCGGUUUCUCCGUCAUGCUUGGAGUGAACUUACUCGGGCUGGUCGUCGACGUCUUCCAGCGCGACAUCGUAUGGUGCGUCGCUGCGAGCUGGAUAUGCGCGAGUAUAUGGAGCCUCAGGCCGAAGCCAUUCCCUGUAUUUAUUACGGUCGUGCUUUUCACGAUUAUCCACCCACUCGCGCUCGUCGCGUCUGCACUGUGGGUUCGCCUGCGCGGGAGGCAUCCGAAUGGUGCCAUUGCACUACCGCCUGAUGAGGAGCAAUCACCGAGAGAGGAGAGGCCGCCUCGCGAGGUGGAUACGGACGCGUUGUGGGGGUGA
Molecule: messenger RNA, 927 nt
Organism: Sparassis crispa
Lineage: Eukaryota; Fungi; Basidiomycota; Agaricomycetes; Polyporales; Sparassidaceae
Exons: 9
Coding region: 1-927 (308 amino acids)
Source: RefSeq, a predicted model, not a curated record